AUGUUUAAGACACACACCCCGGAUACGGAUGAGGAAGUAGACCUUUGCCUGUGCGGGACACAAAGGUCACCUGCGGCACGCGCCGCCCGCUUCUCCUCCUUCUCCUUGGCAAGAUAUUCCUUCACAUACUGUUCAGCGCGCUUGAAAAUGACUCCGACUAUCGAGAAAUGCAUCAUUGCUUGUCCGUCAAGCCCGGUUAAGAAUUGGGCCAAUGAGCUAGUGAAACGGCUUGGGAAGGACGCUAUUGCCGCGCUUGCCAUUGAUGGGAAGGGCGGUAAGGCGGAAAUGUUCGAGAAAGUGGUGAGGUGGGUUGCUGCUGGCGGUAGGAACGUAACCCGACCAGUCAUGAUUGUUUCCUACGAAACAUUGCGUACACUGUCCGCUCAUCUUGCCAAUUGCACCAUCGGCUUGCUGCUGUGCGCCGAAGGCCACCGGCUCAAGAACUCAGAACCUCUGACAUUCCAGACGCUGAAUGGCCUUAACGUCAAACGCAGGGUGAUCUUGUCUGGGACGCCCAUACAGAAUGACCUAUCUGAGUAUUUUUCUUUGUUGAACUUUGCCAACCCCGACUUCCUGGGCUCGAAGAAUGAUUUCCGAAAGAACUUCGAGAAUCUCAUCAUCAGAGGCCGUGAUGCUGACGCUAGCGACGCCGUCAAAGCCGAGAGUGAGAAGAAACUGAAGGAGCUGGGUGGCCUGGUAGUGAAGUUUAUCAUCCGACGAACGAACGAUCUCCUGUCCAAGUACCCGCCCGUCAAAUAUGAACACGUCGUGUUCUGUGGUCUAUUCGACUUCUAG
Messenger RNA from Laetiporus sulphureus 93-53, 795 nucleotides. RefSeq lists its product as uncharacterized. Gene Ontology annotation, cellular component: nucleus. Bases 1 to 795 code for a protein of 264 amino acids. The transcript has 7 exons. NCBI's taxonomy places the organism in Eukaryota, Fungi, Basidiomycota, Agaricomycetes, Polyporales, Laetiporaceae. Gene Ontology annotation, molecular function: ATP binding; ATP-dependent chromatin remodeler activity; DNA translocase activity. Gene Ontology annotation, biological process: double-strand break repair via synthesis-dependent strand annealing; reciprocal meiotic recombination. The record is from RefSeq and is a predicted model, not a curated record.